Ficedula albicollis (Collared flycatcher) is the source of this 1179-nucleotide messenger RNA. RefSeq lists its product as uncharacterized. The transcript has 7 exons. The record is from RefSeq and is a predicted model, not a curated record. The coding region runs from base 240 to 902 and encodes 220 amino acids. Gene Ontology annotation, cellular component: membrane. Lineage: Eukaryota; Metazoa; Chordata; Aves; Passeriformes; Muscicapidae.
GGGCCGGGUGGAGUUGCCGGUCCCGGCAGCCCGAGGUGCCGGGGCGGGGCGGGGCGGAGCGGAGCAGCCCGUCCCUGCGCGGUCCCGGCGCUGCUCGGCGCGCUCCGGCCUCGCCCGAGUCCUCUGGCCCAGGCUCGGAGCCGCUUUCCCGGGACACGGAGCGGGAGCUGCCCGCGGGCCGCUGCAGGAGGAGCAAUUCCCGCCCUGGCCAGUCUCCGUGCUCUGGGGUUUGGAGCAGCAUGGAUCGGUACCGGUAUUUCAUCUUUAACCAGAGGAACAUGGUCGUGCUGGGCAUGUUCCAGAUCGCCUUCAGCGCCGUCUGUGUCACCUGUGGGUUCAUAGAUGGUGCUCUCAGAACAGAGUCUCAGCUGGGCAAAACCAGAGCUCCAGUUUGGGCUGGCAUGGUGAUGGGAGUCCCAGGCGUCCUGGCUUUGUUCUCCUCACAGAGGAAGAAUCCAGUUCUCGUGAAUGUACUGAUAGCUGCUUCCAUAAUCUCUUGUGCUGCCAUCCUCAUUGUGAUAGUUUAUAGCUCCUUCACACUGAGCUAUGGUGAAGAGGAGGAGCUGAGUUCUGCCCCAGUCCAUGUUAUCCAUACUAGGUUCAUACUCAGUAAGGUUGUCAAGGGUGCUAACAUAGCCAUGCUGGCUGCAUCCAUCUGCAGUGCCUCCCUUGUGCUGGCCAUGGCUUACCUGGGGUGCCGGAGUCUGCCACGCUGCUCCUGCUAUGACAGUGUCACUGGGAUGGAAUGGUUGCAGCCUAGUGAGGACCAAAGUCAGGCUGUGGAAAUGGUUUGUGCUGUACAAAGCCCUGGGGGGAGAAUUUUCACAGAUCGCUUUCCAGCCCAGGAUGUAGAUGCAGAAGAAGACACAGCCAAACCUCCACCAUACAUCAGAAUGACUUGAAAAAGUGGCUGAACAUUUUGUUCAAAGGUGGCAAAAAAGAUGCAAGGAGUUCUUAAUCUUUAAAGAUGGUUAUGCACUUUUCCUUGGCCAUUUGAAAAACACACACACACGGAGUGAAUGGCCAACACUGAGCAGAGAUCACAGUGCAGAGGGAAAGAUCUGCAGGUGAUUUUGAACUUUCAGACUUUGUACAGUGAAAAUACCUCAUUGCCUCUGGAAAGUGAAAGCAUUUUUUCCUCUGGCUUUUGUACUUAAAUCAUGUCUUAUUUCACUAGAA